Racocetra persica is the source of this 125-nucleotide messenger RNA. The record is from the annotation of a GenBank genome assembly. Lineage: Eukaryota; Fungi; Glomeromycota; Glomeromycetes; Diversisporales; Gigasporaceae.
AAAAAGUGCAAAGGUAAAUGAUAAUAUUUCAAAUGAAACUAGUGAAGAAUUAAAUAUUAUCAUAAAUAAUGAUGAAGUUCUUAGUGAAAAGGAAUUAGUUGAAGAAAAAGAAAAUAAUAGACAUG